Molecule: messenger RNA, 1057 nt
Organism: Bombus huntii
Lineage: Eukaryota; Metazoa; Arthropoda; Insecta; Hymenoptera; Apidae
Gene: Nedd8
Product: NEDD8
Exons: 4
Coding region: 443-676 (77 amino acids)
Biological process (GO): regulation of proteolysis; protein neddylation; modification-dependent protein catabolic process
Cellular component (GO): cytoplasm; nucleus
Molecular function (GO): ubiquitin protein ligase binding; protein tag activity
Source: RefSeq, a predicted model, not a curated record
AAAACUUACACGUGCAUGUGGUAUGGCGCAGCGUUUUGCUGCUUAUUUUCGAAUCGCCAUUAAGUAACUGCUUUUAACCAAUUCCGUAUGGCCCGAUACGAACCCGCAUUCCCCCGCCCCUUAUAUAUGCUCGUUUCACCCUUCAAAGCAAAGAAGGGUAUAGUUCGAUUAUUUGAUCGCUAGAGGCGGUAAUUCGUGGAACGGACUUUUGGCUGUAUUUCUUCCAUGCUCAUCGGCAAUCUCCCUGCUCAUUUCUGCUAUCAAUAUAUACGUUCCCGAAUUACCGUUAGAUGGAGCUAUAGAGACUUCUCACUAGAUAUGGUGAAGAUAGAACAUUUUAUUCAAAGUUCAGAAAACCGCAUUCGUGCAUCUUUAUGUCAAUAGCUUUUAAUUUGUAACCAUAGAGUGAUUAUUUAUUAAAUUGUCUUUUAAAACAUAAACAAUGUUGAUCAAAGUGAAGACUCUUACCGGAAAGGAGAUUGAAAUAGAUAUAGAACCUACAGAUAAAGUAGAAAGGAUCAAGGAGAGAGUGGAAGAAAAGGAAGGGAUACCGCCUCAACAACAGCGAUUGAUAUUUUCUGGAAAGCAAAUGAAUGAUGAAAAAACGGCGCAAGAUUAUAAAGUUCAAGGUGGAUCAGUACUGCACUUGGUACUCGCAUUAAGAGGGGGUUUAUAAUUACAACAUUCCUUGUUCUGGAAUGUAUGUGCGAGUGUGUGUGUGUGAAUAUUACAGAUUGUAUAAGAUCAGCCACAAAUAUAAUAGGAUGCUUUCCAAUGUUACAUUCGCUGCGCUGUGUUUGCAAGGACUUGUAAUCGUCUUUGUAUCUCUCUUUGAUUGAACGGUUACAUUUAGAAUUGAAAUAAAUAUUAAUAAAAGUAAUUCAGUUAUAGAAACCUAAUAUUUGCAUAACCAAUAUCGUAAUCAUCUUUCAAUUAUAUCUAUUAUGAAAAAUAUCCGCGUACAAUAUUUGUAGUAUGAAUCUAAUUUUCCUAAGUUUGUGAAGUCUCCAUUGAGGCGAGACCCGAUCCGAAUUUGAAUAAAUUUCGUUCGAAAAUU